This is a messenger RNA of Arctia plantaginis, 219 nucleotides long. Lineage: Eukaryota; Metazoa; Arthropoda; Insecta; Lepidoptera; Erebidae. The record is from the annotation of a GenBank genome assembly.
AUGACUAGAGGAAGAGUUCUGAAGAAAUUUAGAGGGCGUCCCUCUUAUGUGGUGAAUCAAACUAACUUUACGAAACGUAGAACUCACAGGCAUAAGAGGUCAACCGGCAAUUUCGCAGCAGGCGCGGCGGGUGGCGGGGUCGGGGCCCCGCGCUCCGCCCCCGCCACCCCGCUGCAGCUAGAACCUCAUCCGCCUCGCUCCACUAAACAUGACAAGUAA